AUGUGUGAAAAAAAUUGCUUUUCCUUCACUGUCGCUGUAGUGAUCAUGGCAAUCGUCUUAAUUGCCACAUCUGUUCAUAAACUUGAAGCAUAUGAAGUGGGAUUUGAUUAUAACCCAAACUCAGUUAGCAUAAAUGAGGAUUAGCUUUAUACAGAGGGUACCUUCUUCACAGGUCCAGGCCAUUAUUUCAUCACUUUUAUUAAGAAUCUGAGAACAGUAUAAUUCGGUAGUUAGAAAUCAACUACCACCAAGGCUGACAAGCUUAUUGAUUCCUUGGUUUCUAGAACAAAGGACGCCUUGCUAGUUAAUAUUGAGUGCAGUUUUUAAUAUUAGUUAUCGGUUGAUAAAAAUGAUUUGCUUGUCCUUUAUAAAGAUUGGGGUGAUGAGUACGAGGAUGCAUUUAUAGCUGCUGCCAGAAAUAUUCUAAGAAAUGCUAUGGCUGAAUUUGAUGCUUUAUAGGUGUUCUAUGAGAGAUCUAGUAUUGAAGCUAGAAUGAGAACAACGCUUACAGAUAAGUUACUAGUAGAGUAUAGAGUGAGAGUUCAGUCUUUUCAAUUACUAGAUAUAGAUUUGCCAGGCAACUUUUCUCAGGCUCUUAUUGACACUGAGAACUUAAAUCUAAAUGUUCAAACUGUGACCUAUCAAAAAGAUCAAGAGAUAGGAAAGUCUGCAGGAAGAAUUAAUAAAGCCCUUCAAGACGCUAAUGGUAAGUAUUUGUAUUGUAUCAAUUCUUAAUUAGUUAUUGUUAAUAAUGCUCAAGCAUAUGCAUCAAAGGUUACAGCUGAAGGUGAGGCAAAGUCAGGAGCUAUCAGUGCGAAGUUCAAUGAGCAAUCUCAAGUGUUAAGAAACUUAAAGAACUCACUUGAUUUUAGUUAGAAGCAACUUGCAGCAUACUAUUUCUACGAGAUGCUCGACUUCUCCAAGUAUGGCAGUUCCAAUAUUAACAUCGAUACUCCACAGUAUAUCCAGUGUAUUUCAACAGGAACCUGUGUCUGA
Molecule: messenger RNA, 996 nt
Organism: Stylonychia lemnae
Lineage: Eukaryota; Ciliophora; Spirotrichea; Sporadotrichida; Oxytrichidae
Source: the annotation of a GenBank genome assembly